AUGUCUGGAUUUGAAAUUGCUGGGCUCGUCCUUACUGGCGCUGGAAUUUUGUUAUCUCCCGUCAUAAAGGCUUUAUUUGAUAGGUUCCUGAGUAACUGGGAUGGACAGAACCCAUCUAAUUAUGAGAUUUCAAUGAGUGUGCGGGCGCUCUCCUCGUCAAUUGACAAAGCUGAGAUUAAGCUUGAUCAAUUGAAAUAUGAAGAAGUGAAAGAUGAUUUGUGGCUGAGACUUCUUAAAACUGCAAUCUCUGAUGUAGAAGACAUGUUGGACGAAAUUGGAAUUGAUGGCCUCAAGCAUCGACUAAAAGCAGGCGAUAAGGUAUCCAAGUCUUUCCCCUCAGCUGAUGUUAUAACUAAUGUUCGAAAGAACAUAGAUGCCAUAAUCAGGAAUACGUUCGAUAACGGACGAAAGCCAGCAUCGUCCCCAGCAUCAGUAUUAGAUACCACUAAUCAUGAGAAUGGUGGGUGGGAUUCGGUAAAAGACUCGUGGCCAAUCUAUGAAAACCUCUCAAUGCCUUUGAAAAAAUGCUUGAAGCUUUUGUCGAUGUUCCCCCAGAGUGAUGUAUUUGAUCAGAGGGAUAACAUAGUCCACCUAUGGAUGGCUCUAGAUUUUAUUCAGAUACACGAGGGUUUAACAUUGCAAGAUGCAGGGAGAAGGUAUUAUGCUGAGAAGCUCCAAUCUUUUUCUUCAAAUGGUAUUAUACAUCAUCAAUUAGCAGAUGAUACGAUCCAUGAGCUUGCAAAAUUUGCUUCUCGUGGAGAAUGUCAACAACUAGAGGAUCGUUACCAAGCAAGAACCUGCUUACCGGCUUCUCUCCACCAUUUAUUAUCAAUACAUUGUACAAAUUUUUGGGAUACAUUUGAUGAUCUUGCUGUCGCUUUCACUGGAAAAAAAAAAAAAGAUACUGCUGCUGCUGGUGCUAGAUGUGAAAAAUUGCGAACGAUUAUGCAUAUCAAAACUAAAAGCAAUCCUGCUCCUGCUUCUGCUUCUGCGCCGCAGUCAAUGGCAGCAGCAGGGCACGCACAGGCAUCAUCUACCAGGAGUGAACCACCUGAAAGGCAAAGUAGUCAUUUUGCACGCCGCCGUUUCAAAAGAUUGCCGUCGAAGAUACGCUCCUCCAUUCCGGGAUUUACAUCCUCCUCCAAUGAACUUGGACUUUUCAAACGCUUACGCGUGUUGGAUAUAAGCUGUGGUUGUUGCAUCAUUCAAAUUCCAGAAUCUAUUGGUGGAUUGAAGCACCUCCGAUGCCUUAAUCUCUCCAACGCUGAAAAAAUUGUGGAGUUGCCCAAGACAAUUUGUAAACUUCUUAGUUUACUGAUAUUGAAACUCGAUGGUUGUUUAAAGCUUGAGGAGUUACCCCCUUUGAACGGUCUUGUAAGCUUGCUGCAUCUUAUUCUAGACAAAAAGAAACGUUUAGUUUCCAUGCCAGAAGGAAUUGAGCAAUUAACCAACCUUGAGACAUUUACUGGGGCAUUUGUCGUGGGGAAAAAACAUGGAAAAAAUAUUGGUGUGUUGAAGAAUAUGAAUAAUCUUAGAGGAUCACUUUGCAUUUCAAAUCUUGAAAAUGUCUCGACGUUGGAAGAGGCCAAGAAAGCUGCACUAGAUGAUAAACCGGGUCUUAGUCAAUUGAAGUUCGAGUGGAAGGAACCCCCUAAAAAGGACAAAUUUAAGGAUGUUCUUGAAGGCCUCAAACCACAUGGUAAUCUGAAAAAGUUGAAAAUUUCAGGCUAUGGCGGUGAGAUUUUCCCAAACUGGGUGUCCAGUGUCUCCUUCAUAAAACUUGAGAAAGUUUCUUUGAUCAAAUGCAAGUGCCUUCCACCCCUUCGGCAUCUUCCAAAUCUCAACUCACUUAGUAUUAGUGGCAGCGAUCAAAUAGAGUUGAAAGAUGGCUUCUUUUUUGAAAUUGGAAGUGAUCCAGAUUGCAGCGGAGAUGGGUAUUCAUCACUCAAGAUACUUAAGUUCAAGAAUUGUACAAACCUAGAAAAAUUUGAUGAGCUUCAAAAGUUCAACUGUUCUCUAGUAAUUAAACGCUGUCCAGCUCUAACUGACUGGAUGGAUCAACAGCAAGCAUGGACGAAAGGAUUCGAUGCAAGCUGCAUGUACCAACGCAUUUGA
This is a messenger RNA of Telopea speciosissima, 2115 nucleotides long. Its product is annotated as putative disease resistance protein At3g14460. NCBI's taxonomy places the organism in Eukaryota, Viridiplantae, Streptophyta, Magnoliopsida, Proteales, Proteaceae. The record is from RefSeq and is a predicted model, not a curated record. The transcript has a single exon. Bases 1 to 2115 code for a protein of 704 amino acids.